Messenger RNA from Mus musculus (house mouse), 4151 nucleotides. It is a transcript of the gene Kcng4, whose product is annotated as potassium voltage-gated channel, subfamily G, member 4. Bases 766 to 1599 code for a protein of 277 amino acids. The transcript has 5 exons. Gene Ontology annotation, biological process: regulation of potassium ion transport; regulation of potassium ion transmembrane transport; monoatomic ion transport. NCBI's taxonomy places the organism in Eukaryota, Metazoa, Chordata, Mammalia, Rodentia, Muridae. Gene Ontology annotation, molecular function: potassium channel regulator activity; monoatomic ion channel activity; voltage-gated potassium channel activity. The record is from RefSeq and is a predicted model, not a curated record. Gene Ontology annotation, cellular component: membrane; voltage-gated potassium channel complex; plasma membrane.
AGACAUUCUCCUUGCCUUCCUGGUGGCUGGCAGAGCCUCUGCUCCCCGCCUGCUGCCUGGCUGAUGGAGAGAUUAAUCCUAAGCCCUUCCUGGCAGCACCCCCACCCCCAUCUCAGGCAGGACCAUGCUGGCUGUCCCCGUGGGACUUGGAGCACCAAGUCCAAUGCUGAGGCAGGACAGCUGGCCCAGCUCCCUGCAGCAUCCGGACCUUCGGCUUCCAGGAGGAGGGAGGACUUCAGAGCCCUUCUAGAGAGCCACCUUGCGCCUCUGCUCUUCUGCGGAGUCAGACUGAAUAAACUUCUGCUCUGUAGAGGAAGUGGGAGAAGAAUUGGAUGCUGACCCUCUGCCAGGACUGCUAUGUUGAGAGCUGGUUUUGAUUUGUGUUUUGUUUUGUUUUUUGGGGGGCGGGGGUUCUUCUCAUUUCCCCCUACCUCUCUGUCACAACCCUGUCUUUUCCUGGUCAGUGAGACAUGGGCUCCCCAUGCCCGGCAGAGAACCAGCUGGGAACACACUUCCUAAAACAAGCGGCUGCGCUCCUCCUGCCGCUGGCUGUGUGCUGUGAACCAAGUAAUGCAUGCAGAAUAGCGGAGUGCUCUGCAGGGCGAGUGUGAAACACAGCCACCCCCACUCACUCCUCGCUGGCUGUCCGCAGAAUCCCGGCCGGCUCUGGAGUAGAAAGGCACUUUCGUUUCCAUUGGCUCCUGAUUGGAAUGCCUCUCUCAAUACAGGUGAGCCCAGUGAUCCCUGGCCUGACAGUCUGAGGCAAUGCCCAUGUCUUCCAGAGACAGGGACUUGCAUCCUGGACACCAUCACUUUGGCUCCUGCAGCCCCUUGAGCCAGCUCUGGCCGGGCCCCGAGCCUAAGUCAGUCAAGGGCCUUUACUACAGCAGGGCCCGGAAGGUGGGCAACCAGGACGCCUCUCCGGAGGCCAACUUGAAGGAGAUCCUAGUGAAUGUGGGUGGCCAGCGGUACCUGCUGCCCUGGAGCACCCUGGAUGCCUUCCCGCUGAGCCGCCUGAGCAGGCUCCGGCUGUGCCGCAGCCAUGAGGAGAUCACGCAGCUCUGCGAUGACUACGAUGAGGACAGCCAGGAGUUCUUCUUCGACAGGAACCCCAGCGCCUUCGGGGUGAUCGUGAGCUUCCUGGCCGCGGGAAAGCUGGUGCUUCUGCGAGAGAUGUGCGCCCUGUCCUUCCGGGAGGAGCUGAGCUACUGGGGCAUCGAGGAAACCAACCUGGAGCGCUGCUGCCUGCGCAAGCUGCUGAAGAAGCUGGAGGAGGCGGCCGAGCUGCGCCGGGAGGAGGCUGCCCAGCGCCAGCAGCAGCGCCAGGCCUGCCACUCCGAGGUGCAGGCUUCACGAUGGGCCCGCAGCAUGAACCAGCUGCGUGAAAUGGUGGAGGACCCACAGUCGGGGCUGCCCGGGAAGGUCUUCGCCUGCCUCUCCGUGCUCUUCGUGGCAACCACGGCUGUCAGCCUGUGUGUGAGCACCAUGCCCGACUUCAGGGCUGAGGAGGGCAAGGGGACAGCAGCCAGGCAGAGAGUGGUUCUAUUUAGCCAGCCAGCUGUCCUGAGGAGAGCUACAGAGCAUGGGAGAAUGCACUAGAAAGUGCUAUUACAUCUUCGUGGUGGAAUCCAUCUGUGUGGCCUGGUUCUCGCUGGAGUUUUGCCUGCGCUUUGUCCAGGCCCCGAACAAAUGUCAGUUCUUCCGCGGGCCCCUGAAUGUCAUCGACAUUCUAGCCAUCUCCCCAUACUAUGUGUCGCUCGCAGUGUCUGACGAAUCCCCGGAGGCAGGCGAGAGGCCGAGCAGCAGCUCCUACCUGGAGAAAGUGGGGUUAGUGCUGCGUGUUCUGCGGGCACUACGCAUCCUCUACGUAAUGCGCCUGGCUCGCCACUCCCUGGGGCUGCAGACGCUGGGCCUCACUGUGCGCCGCUGCGCCCGAGAGUUUGGUCUCCUGAUGCUCUUCCUGGCUGUGGCGGUUACCCUCUUCUCACCGUUGGUCUAUGUAGCUGAGAAUGAGUCCGGAAGGGUCCUGGAGUUCACUAGCAUCCCCGCAUCCUAUUGGUGGGCCAUCAUCUCCAUGACGACCGUGGGCUAUGGGGACAUGGUCCCUCGCAGCGUCCCGGGACAGAUGGUGGCUCUGAGCAGCAUCCUUAGCGGGAUCCUUAUCAUGGCUUUCCCAGCCACAUCCAUCUUCCACACGUUCUCUCACUCCUACCUGGAGCUGAAGCGGGAGCAGGAGCAGGUCCAGGCCCGCCUCCGGCGUCUUCAGAACACCAAUUCGGCCAGCGAACGGGAGCUCCUGAGUGACGUAGAUGAUCUGGUCCCUGAGGGUCUGACCUCCCCAGGCCGCUACAUGUAACUCCCACCACCUUAAGUAUGUGCCAUAGCUUCAACCCAUCCCAUGGCUGAGACGGGCUCCUGCAUCUCUCCAAUGGACCACCUGGGCAUGUGAGCUCAGAAUACUGACUUACUUCCAAAGCAGGAAAGGUGCCAGGUCAUGACAUCAUUGGCGCAAUCCUGGGCCCAUCCCUAUUCCUUCCCCAGCUCCCUGCCAGUCACUGGGCACUGCCCAUCUUGCCAUACUGGAUCAGUGCUCCUGGGAUCUUUUCCCUUCUUUGCAAACUCUAUGCUAUUCCACCCUGGGCUCUGGAUGCUCACAGAACUGACUUCCACUAAGAGCCAAAUACGGAGUCUGCAGAUUUCCACCUUCUCCCUCAGACCCCCUGUCCUGGGCCACACCACUCCUGAGACUCAGAGAGCUCCGACACUGAGACCGGCUCAGAGCUCCGCGCAGCCUGAGAGGCUUCCGGGCAGAUCUUGUGUUCUUUUACUGCCUUCCACCACCAACCAUAUUGCCAAAUGCCAUGGAAGCACGUACUGUUCUAGAAGCUCUUAGCCAAGAAGGCAGCCCUGGCCACUUCAGCAAAUCCUGUCAGGUUCUCAUGGCUGCAAGCCUACUGUCACCUACAACACGCCUGGGGACCUACCUGGGCAGGAGGGCCACCUGCAAGUACCCAGUUGGCCAGCUGGACUCUGGGUGGACAUUCCUAGUUAUCCAGCUCUUAGCCUUGACAAGGGGACUCUGAGAACUGCGUAAUGUUCCUCCAGGAGGAACCUCAGUCAGCUAAACUGGCUGACAGCUCAGCAGGACAGCCUUAGGCAUUCCCCAGUUUUAGCUAGCUCCCUGCUUGCUCGUGACCCACACUGAUGGAGGACAGGCAUCCCUGCUGUCUCUGUGUCCACAUAUCCAUGGGCUCAUCUGUGCAUAGACUCAGCCCUGGGAUCCACAGAGAGGCAGAUCGCUAUGCCUUACAGAGACGAACCUGAAAUAAAGUGACUUCUGAGCAGCCGGUGCCCCAGAGUUUCCCAAGACAAUGGGGGCUAAUGCUGGAGAGUCCCUUGCGGGGUUGGGGUGCAGAGCAGUAGGGCAGGCUAGGAUCGGGAGCUGGUGGACCUCAGAGCACGGUGGCUGUACUAGGGGUGAGGACGAGGUUGACAGUCCAAGGGGCCGUGAGACCGAGCAGAAGUAGGGGUGACAACCAUCCAGGAGUGACCUGUGGGUUCAACUCCUCUAUAACACUACCAGUCUGGCCCAGCACACCUGUGAGAGAUCUCUGUGCCAUUUCUCAGGAGUUACACAGUUCUGCUGUCAUUUGGUAUUGGCUGUGAGGCCACUGGAGAAAGUACAAGGGGUGACAGGGAGAUAGACAGGACCCUGUGAAUCUGACAUGGUUCAUGUGUGGAUACAGUCAGUACUGCGCCCUGCUAACACAUUGGUCUUUCCACUAGUAUUAAGCUGAGCCCUGCUUCAUGCCACGCCCCUACUUUCCUGACUGUCACCACAUGGCCAAGGGCUCUGCCCAGAGAUGCCCCAGCAUCUACUCUAAAGUGCAUCUUGACCAUGUGGAAAUUCUCACAUCCUCUGACUCCCCAAACAGAUGCACACACAUGCUCCUAUCCCUCUAGACAUCAAGGUGUGGGGAGCACCCUCAGCCCUCUCAAGCUCACAGGUCUCAAGCAGGCCCUUUAUGUCACACUAGGAGAGCUGAGGCCCCUGGCAUGAUGCUUUGCUCCAGGAAUAGGCUAGCACAGUCCUGGUGGGGGGGACCUGGAUGUAUUCUGAGAACAUAUUAAAAAUAGCUAUGUUAACCUUU